Molecule: messenger RNA, 3437 nt
Organism: Paraphaeosphaeria sporulosa
Lineage: Eukaryota; Fungi; Ascomycota; Dothideomycetes; Pleosporales; Didymosphaeriaceae
Exons: 3
Coding region: 43-3333 (1096 amino acids)
Biological process (GO): mannose metabolic process; oligosaccharide catabolic process
Cellular component (GO): fungal-type vacuole membrane
Molecular function (GO): alpha-mannosidase activity; carbohydrate binding
Source: RefSeq, a predicted model, not a curated record
AGCUCCAGCUCAACACGCACAGCAACCUUGCAACACUUCAUCAUGGGCGGCGAACAGCGCGUCAUCCCCGUGUCUUCCGACUACCCCACGCUCGCGGCUGGUCCCGUGGGCAAGCACAUCGACCGCAUCUAUCGCGACCGCCUGGGCCAGUUCACCGACGGCGGGCAGUACUAUGGCCAGGGCCUGUUGCCCAAGAUCGUGUAUGCGAAAGUCGGCGCGAACCCGGGCCCGUUCAAGCUGUCCGUCUACUCUCCGCCCAACCUCGCGCGCCCGGCCUUCAAGGAUGCCGUCUCGCACGACUUCAAGCCAAUCGUUCCCGGCCAUUGGUUCGGUCCCGGCUGGUCCACGCACUGGGUCAAGAUCCAGCUCGCCGUUCCCAAGGAAUUCUUGGAGUACGAGCACCUUGAGUUCAAAUGGGACGCCGACUGCGAGGGCAUGAUAUGGACCGAACACGGUGACGUCGUCCACGGCCUGACCGGCGGCGGCGAGCGCACCGAAUGGAUCCUUCCCAAGGCUUUCAGGGACGGCAAGGAGCAUACCUUCUACGUCGAGGUCGCCUGCAACGGCAUGUUCGGCAACGGCAACGGCGGCUCCAUCCAGCCGCCAGACCCGAACAGGUCGUUCCGUCUGAACGUUGUCGAGAUCCAAGCCAUCAACCUGGAAGCGCGGGCUUUGCGCUACGACUUUUGGGAGCUUGGAGAUGCAGCGAGGGAGUUCCCGGACGAUUCGGUCGAGAAGCACGAGGCGCAGCAGGUCUGCGACCGCAUCAUCAACGCUUUCAUUGCCGGCGGCGGAAGCCAGGAGAGCAUCCUUGAAGGUCGCAAGAUCGCGCGCGAGUACCUUGGCGAUGUCGACUCGCACAAAGUCUACGAGACCGACAAUGAGGCUAUUGUAACCGGCGUCGGCUAUUGCCACAUUGAUACGUGCUGGCUUUGGCCGUUCGCAGAGACCAAGCGCAAAGUCGCCCGCUCCUGGUCGAACCAAUGCGACCUCAUUGAUCGAUACCCCGAGUUGCGCUUUGUCUGUUCGCAAGCUCAGCAGUACAAGUGGCUAGAGCAGCUAUACCCGUCAACCUUCGACCGCGUUAAGAAGAAGGUCAAGGAGGGCUCCUUCCAACCCAUUGGAGGUAGCUGGGUGGAGCAUGAUACCAACCUCCCUGGUGGAGAGUCAUUGAUCAGGCAAUUCCUCUACGGACAACGGUACUUUGAGAGUCGUUUCGGACAGCGGUGCAAGACUUUCUGGCUCCCAGAUACGUUUGGUUAUUCUACACAGCUUCCUCAAAUCUGUCGCAUUUCUGGGAUGACGCGAUUCUUGACGCAGAAGCUCAGUUGGAACAACAUCAAUAACUUCCCGCACACCACAUUCAACUGGGUGGCUCUCGAUAAUAGUCAGGUCCUAUGUCACAUGCCGCCCUGCGAGACUUACACUGCUGAAGCACACUUCGGCGAUGUCAAGAGGAGUGUCACACAGCACAAGUCUCUUGACCGUGACAACACUUCGCUUCUCGUUUUUGGCAAGGGAGAUGGAGGAGGUGGUCCUACAUGGGAAAUGCUCGAAAGACUUCGCCGAUGCCGCGGAAUGAGUGACCAUAAGGGCGGUCGUUUGCCACGCGUGAAACUUGGCGACUCUGCUGAUGAUUGGUUCGAUAAGCUAGAAAAGAAGGUCGAGAAAGGCCAGGAGCUCGUAACCUGGUACGGUGAGCUCUACUUUGAGCUACAUCGUGGAACAUACACUACGCAAGCGAACAACAAGCGCAACAACCGAAAGUCUGAGAUCAUGCUAAGAGAUAUCGAAUAUCUGGCAACGCUUGCCACAGUCAAGAACUCGUUCGGCAAGAAGAGCUCGUACAAGUACCCAAAGAAGGACCUGGAUGACAUGUGGGAAGGCGUUCUAUUGUGCCAGUUCCAUGAUUGUCUGCCUGGUAGCUCGAUCGAAAUGUGCUACCGUGAUUCGGAUGAAAUCUAUGCCGAAGUGUUUUCCAAGGGCGAGAGAUUACUUUCGGACGCGCUGUCGGAACUUGGCUUCGACCAGGAUGUCAAACAUGACAGUGACCUGUUCGCGUUAAACACUCUUCCAUGGGCAAGGACAGAAUUAGUGACGCUCCCGCCCGUGGCUGGUCUUCCUACAUAUGGUCUCGCCCAUGGAGACGGCAUGAGCGCCUUGGAAGUUCGCCCUCUUGCCUCGUCAUACUCCGCUGCCACUUCAUCGGUCAUGGAGAUCCGACCGAACGUAUUUGAGCUUCGCAACUCCCAGUUUGUGGUUGAGGUGUCCAACGGCGCCAUCACGUCGCUUUACGAUAUCAAGGCCGAUCGGGAAACCAUACCAAAGGGCGCAAAAGCGGCUCAGCUCGUGUUAUUCGAUGAUAAGCCGCUCUAUUGGCAAGCUUGGGACGUGGAAGUCUACCAUCUCGAUUCACGCCAAGAGCUGCCCCCGUCAAAGGUUGUCAUCUCAGAGGAUGGUCCUCACCGUGUGUCGCUGAACGUAGAGACUAAAAUAUCGGACAAGUCGUGGGUCAAGACUACUAUCUCUCUACCUGCAGCGAUUGGUGACGCCCCCACAAGUGUAGAAAUUGAUGCAGAAAUCGAAUGGCAGGAGACAAUGAAGUUUCUCAAGGUGGAGUUCCCAGUCGACAUCGUCAACACGGAAGCCAGUUACGAGACGCAGUUCGGCAUCGUCCGCCGCCCAACUCACUAUAACACGACCUGGGACAUGGCCAAGUUCGAAGUUUGCGUCCACAAGUGGGCUGAUCUAUCGGAAGCCACGUACGGUGUCUCCAUCCUCAACGAUUCAAAAUUCGGUUUCGCAACCGCAGGAAACGUCAUGAGGCUGUCACUCCUCAGAGCGCCCAAGGCCCCAGAUGCGCACGCCGACAUGGGCCGCCAUCGCACCCGCUACGCUAUCUUCCCGCACGCCGGACCCCUCAGCGAAGUCACCGUCCGCAAGGCCUUCGAAUUCAACAACCCACUUCGCAUCGUAGGCCGCCAGGCCAGCUCUGACCACUCUCUCCUGAGUUCUUUCCAGGUCCACGGCGCGCCGAACCUCGUCCUCGACACCAUCAAACGUGGCGAAGAUGAUGAGGAUGUUUCGCGCGGUGAGCUGCCUGUGAAGAAAGGACAGUCUGUCAUCGUGCGCAUCUACGACGCGCUGGGGGGAAAGAGCAAAGCCGUCCUCACUUGGGGAAGCUUGCACGUCAAGAAGGUGGUCAAGGUCAAUGCGCUCGAGGACGAUAUAGAGGGCGAGAAGGAUAUUGUCAUGACUGAGGUGGCCGGGAAGAAGGGCGCGAAGAUUGAGAUCAGAGCGUUCGAGGUUGCUACGUUCAAGCUCGUUUUGUAAAGAAAUAUAUGAGUUCUUUGCAUUAGUCGUUAGCUGUUGAGCAUACCUUGACGUUAUGUAUCCAUCAUUUGCUUCUUAGAGUCAAUCGUACUUGUCUAUUCCCG